AUGGAGGAAGUGAAGAAGGUGGUACUUAAUGAGAAUUGCUCAGCUGCCAUGCUCAACAAACUACCAAAGAAGAAGGGUGACCCGGGAAGCUUGACUUUACCUUGCCAAUUUGGCAAUUUGGCUACCACUCAUGCCUUGGCUGAUUCAGGAGCAAGUGUGAAUUUAAUGCCUUAUUCAUUCUUCAAGAAGCUGGAUCUCCCGGAACCAAGACCAAUUCGUAUGGUCAUUCAUUUAGCAAACAAGACAGUCACUUUCCCAAGAGGAAUCUGUGAAGAUUUAUUGGUCAAAGUGGACAAGUUUGUAUUUCCCGCUGAUUUCAUAAUUCUAGACAUGGAGGCGGAUCCUCAAGUCCCAAUCAUCCUUGGAAGACCCUUCCUCAACACGGCAAGUGCUAUAGUAUACAUGAGGGACUCGAAGCUCACUUUGCGGGUAGGAGAAGAUUCAGUCACGUUUGGGGUUGAUCAAGCUAUGAAGUAUGCAAGGACCAGUGACGACACGACAUUCUCAAUUGACAUGCUUGAUGAAUUAUUGGAGUAA
This is a messenger RNA of Lactuca sativa (garden lettuce), 537 nucleotides long. RefSeq lists its product as uncharacterized. Lineage: Eukaryota; Viridiplantae; Streptophyta; Magnoliopsida; Asterales; Asteraceae. Gene Ontology annotation, biological process: proteolysis. Gene Ontology annotation, molecular function: aspartic-type endopeptidase activity. The record is from RefSeq and is a predicted model, not a curated record.